GGGCCGGAGGCGCCUCCGCCUUCCGGCAACACUAACAGCAGUGCUGGGCGCCUAUCCCUCAGAAGACAGCAAGACGCACAAGCUUGGCACAAGCGCCUAUAGCUCCGUCCGUCACGGGUGCCAAAGAAACUAGCCCCGUCUUCCUCGCCGCCUCGCUCCCGGCAUGUCACGCUCGUGCGCGCGGUGGUGCACACCAUGACCGCGUCGAAGCCCGACCUCGCCUGCCGUGGUGUGGGACGGGGUGCCAGAGCUGUGCUAUACACUUCGGGAUCGCGUUGUCGCCGGGCCGCUGAUCUAUAUAACUGCUCGACGUGAUGUGCACUGAUAUAUACUGCUCGUAGGCGCCCGACCGUCUCUUCCAGGACCAUGUAGAUGGCGGCCAUCGACGACUGUCGUAUGCCUCGGGUACUUCGCCCUCAGCAGUCUGCGAGCACGCUCGGCGCUUCCUUACAAACGCUAUGCGCUGCCUCGCUGUCGGCUCUGCCGCUCUAUACCCCUGCACUCCUGCUCGACCCGCGCAAGCUCGACGCCAGCAAGCGGCUGUCCUGCCUCACUGCCUGGGACGACUGCAGCGACACGGAGACGAUGGUCGAGCCCGACUCCGCUUGUUCAUCAUCCACCUCCUCGACCUCCCUUUCGGGCACCCUCGAUGCACAGCUGCGCGACAGCCCCCUCGACGCCUUUGCGGACGUCUGCUGGGGCGGCUCCGUCCAGCGCGGUCUCGGCUGGGAGUGGUGGGAGGACGACGAGGAUGUAGAUCUGCACCACGAUGAUCUCAACGAACAGUGCGACGACACCUCACCUCCCCCCUACUCUCCCUCAGCAAGUGACGCCGAGGUCUCCAUGCUUCGCGCCGCGCACGAGGCGGCCCUUCGCGCACGCUUCCGCCGCGCCUGGGUGCCCGAGGACGACGAUACGCCCUCGAGCCCCUUCGAGGAGUUCAACCCGCCCCUCAGCGUGCGCACGGAUGAGGAGGGCGUCGGGCGAUCGCCCACGCCGGCAGGCUACGCGCGAUCGAAGACUGAGAAGGGUUCUGGUCCCGCCAAGCAUUCCACCGUCCCUCGCCUUCGACCGAACUUCCUCGAGCUAUUACGGACGAGAAAGCGUGCGCUCACGGCAACGGCAAGCCCUACGUCGGCGAGCUAGGCAUUGCACAAGAGCAGAACUACUAGGCAUCGUCGAUGGACUAUGCAAUCCACGAUACUACUUACGGCCCUAACGACGAGACUCAGACCAUGGUGACUGACUGCUAGUGGAUUUUGCUUCUCUACCGGCAGCAAUACCGACUUAUGCUCUUUGGAAUAUCGGCAAAAUCCUUAUGUGUAGUAUAUUUUCUAGACUGAUACCUUACAUACCCCUUUGUUAGUUGUAUACCCCGCGGAUCGGUGUACCCGUACCACGCGAAUCGUUGUUCUCGCACACUACGCGGAUUGUUGCUCUUGAGAUGUAGUCGUAAUUGGAAUCAGCAGUUGUUGUUCAAUCAG
Molecule: messenger RNA, 1484 nt
Organism: Schizophyllum commune H4-8
Lineage: Eukaryota; Fungi; Basidiomycota; Agaricomycetes; Agaricales; Schizophyllaceae
Exons: 3
Coding region: 373-1146 (257 amino acids)
Source: RefSeq, a predicted model, not a curated record